Molecule: messenger RNA, 642 nt
Organism: Melanotaenia boesemani (Boeseman's rainbowfish)
Lineage: Eukaryota; Metazoa; Chordata; Actinopteri; Atheriniformes; Melanotaeniidae
Product: microtubule-associated serine/threonine-protein kinase 3-like
Exons: 2
Coding region: 6-230 (74 amino acids)
Source: RefSeq, a predicted model, not a curated record
AUAAUAUGAAUUCGUUCAACUUAAGUUUGCUGUUUUAUUGUAGACGGCCCAUUCUGUUUGCCCUCCACAGUCUUCGGCCACGAGCUUCCUCCAGUUCCUCGCAGUCGGAGCGCAGUGCCAGCCAGCUGGUGAUGAACAGCACCCAGAGCCUGGACAUCAUGCCUCGCUUCGCCAUCUCCGCUGAGGAGGAAGACGAGGUGGUUUCCAACCUGCGCCGCAUCCGACUCUAGAGCAAUAGCACGGGCACGAGGCCGACCUUCCGGAGAGGAGCUUCCCGACGGAUUGCACACCAGCUCGAGACCCCAGAAAAACCCAGAUCCCCCACAGGAAAAGUCCUGAAGUCUGCUUUAGUUUCUGGACUUUCGCUCAUCAUCACCCCAGAUAAAGAGACAAAACCAGCUGAGACGGGAGGGUCCAGUAAAUACAUGUUCCAGUUACUGUCAUGUUUGUUAAUAAAUUAAUUUAGAUAUAUGAGGACAGCCUGAUGACGUCUAAAUGACACAAUAACCCAUCAGUACUGGUGCUGGUCUGACUCUGAGGAUUCGGGGGUUUAAAAGUAGGAGUGUGGAGUAAAUUUGAAUUAUUGAUUGUCCUCUUUCUCCUCAACCAGACGACUCUGCUGAUCCUCCAUCAAGCCCCAAA